Malurus melanocephalus (red-backed fairy wren) is the source of this 2600-nucleotide messenger RNA. It is a transcript of the gene SNAPC1, whose product is annotated as small nuclear RNA activating complex polypeptide 1. Gene Ontology annotation, cellular component: snRNA-activating protein complex. The coding region runs from base 17 to 1108 and encodes 363 amino acids. Gene Ontology annotation, biological process: snRNA transcription by RNA polymerase III; snRNA transcription by RNA polymerase II. Gene Ontology annotation, molecular function: sequence-specific DNA binding. The record is from RefSeq and is a predicted model, not a curated record. Lineage: Eukaryota; Metazoa; Chordata; Aves; Passeriformes; Maluridae. The transcript is spliced from 10 exons.
GCGGAGAGCCCGCGGGAUGAUGAGCGCCGUGCCGGGGCUGAAGGAGGACUGCGAGGAGCUGCUCGGCGCCUUCCAGCAGGCCGACACCGUCCGCUUCGAGCGCUUCGCCGAGCUGUGGCGGGAGCGCCGCUUCCAUGUUUGCUUUAGUGGUAGGAUGAGAGCUUUGGAGAGGAAUAAGAUCACAAAGAAGACUCUAGAACUGGCUCAGCAAUACUUCUUGCCCCCCUACGCCUUCCAGAUCCGAGUUGGUGCUCUGUACCUACUGUAUGGGCUCUAUAAUGCCCAGCUUUGUCAGCCAAAACAAAAGAUCAGAAUCUCACUCAAGGAUUGGCCUGAGAUCCAGAAAUUUCAGCAGGAUCUGCUUGACUCCCAGCACUAUGAUGCAGCAUAUAUCUUUAGGAGACUGCGUCUUGCCAGAGCCUUCCAUUUCACAGCAAUGCCAAAACUACUGACCUACAGAACUAAGAAGAAGGUUGAGGAAAUUUAUUUUAAAGAAGARUUUAAGGACCCAAGUAACAGAGUAAACAGCCUCAUCACUAAUGAUAUGUUGGAGGAACUGAUGAAUAUUCACGACCACUAUCAGAAAAUGAAGUGUGUCAUUUCAGCUGACAAAUCCCAGCCAGACAAGGCCUUGAGCUUGAUAAAGGAUGACUUUGUGGUUAAUCUCAAAGACAUAACCUUGGAACAUCAGGAAUGGCAGCAGAACAGAAUGAAAUUAUUCCAAAAUGCUAAAGAAACUGAUGGAACAGAAAACAAAAAGAAKGAAGGGCCUUUGCUAGAAUCAGAGGGUUCUGAAAGAGCAAGUGCCCUGGCCAGAAUCAAAUACAAGUCAUACUCUGCAGUUGUUGAGGCUUCCAAAUCAAGGAGACAUCGUCAAGUACAGUUAGAAUCCUCUGAACCAGGAUCCAGUUAUGUGAAGUCUGCAAGUCGAAGUAAAAAAACCAGCAGGAGACCACAGCCAGCAARGAGAAGAGGUUCUUCAGAAGUCAGAGGUGAAAAGCAAGUGUCAAAGGAACCUGCUACUCGGCAUAUCGGGAUGCCAGUAAUCACAGAAGAGAACUCUGAUGAAGGAGAAGUAUCUCUCCCCAAGAGGAGAAGACGACGUUAGAGGAUCCAGUUGGAGAAGUGCUAAUGUUCAUUUUAAUGACAAAAUGAAAAUGUCAAAGGUAACACCAAGUGCUUGUUUUGGAUACCUUUGAACAUAAAAGAAGUGUCUGGGACCAGAACCACAGGUGAUGCUGGAAUGYUUGUGGUGACUGGAAUACUUCAGCUGUCUCGUGGUGCAGCACCUGGUGCCUUUAUUCACAUGGUGAAUGCUGCUUGUGGGAUACAAAGUUGCUGUGUCCCAUCUGAGAUGGAAAGAGAAGACUCAGAAAAUAUUUGCACAUCUAAGACAUGUUUAUAAUCAUUUAUCUCUGAACAUAGGGUUAUUGACUGUUGAAAAUGAGUACAAUAAAUUAUUUUUCACAGUUGACUUGCUCCAUUUUAUGGUUUGUAACUUCUCUGUUUAUCAUGGUUUGAUCCCAAACAUGUGGAAAGGAACUUGUGAUAAGCCUUUUGUUGUACCCUGGCUCCAGCAGAGCUGGAGUUACUGUGUUUCCAAAGGGAGGGAUGUAAAUGUGUUUAUUAAUUCAGCAGAUAAUCCUUAGAUGUAUGAGGGCAGGACUGGAAUUCAAAAUGAUCUUUAUAAAUUGGAGAGGAGUGAAAGAAGUGGGUGUGGAAAUAAACAUGGAUCUCAAUACUGAGAACAGGGGCAGGAUGGGGAAAUGUUUGCUUGACASCAGUGCAGCAGAAGAAGCARAUGGACUGAGAAUCAUCMRCUGGAGUGUCUUCUGUAAACACUAAAACCUCUGGMAUUUGUGUCAUUCAGCCCUGGAAGAUGCUAGUUACUCUACUUGGAAUUUCUCCAACUGAUCACAGCURUUCUUUCAAGAAAGGCCAAAGGAGUUGAAGAAUCCUUUUCUACGAGAACAAAUAUAAAAUAGAAAUUUGAAAUAUUUUGAAUACAAAAAGGAUCUAAGUUGAAUAAAUUAUUUUGGAARUAUGAUUCUCAAAGGCCAGAGGAASUUCUCUUAGCUAGAAGAAAACUUUUAAAUGGAGCUAAUAAAAUAAUUUAUAUGUAAGGUUUCCAUAAUAAAUGUGUUGGUUGGCAAGGAGAAACAGGUUUGAAUGACAAGGAGUUUGGACACUGGAAAAGCUGAUGAUGAAGUGCCAGUGUUGCACUUGGCCUUGUUAAUGAGAAAAGAGGAAACUCUUUGUAAUAAAGCCAAACCUUAAUGUGCUGUAAAAGGAGCAAUCAAAUAUUCAGUUGAAUAACCCAAGUUUAUAGUCUAAUUCAAAAGUCAUUAUUAGCCCAGAUCUAACUAGAAUAGAAAAAGAAUACUACUAAACAGAAAAAGCCUGAUAAUGGUAAUAAUACAGUUAAAAUCAGCAUACUUGCAUGUAGUAAAUACCCUUUUUUCUGGUUUACAGCUCAUUCUUCUACUUCACUUUUUGUUCUAAGUUUCUUUGGCUUGGAUAGAACAUGUCCCAGAUUUGGUCUGCUUAAAAGUAGUCAUCUGUGGCUAUAAUAGUUUUGGAGGUGUAAUUUCCCUCAAAUU